Molecule: messenger RNA, 648 nt
Organism: Centruroides sculpturatus (bark scorpion)
Lineage: Eukaryota; Metazoa; Arthropoda; Arachnida; Scorpiones; Buthidae
Product: transcription factor MafK-like
Exons: 2
Coding region: 125-607 (160 amino acids)
Biological process (GO): regulation of transcription by RNA polymerase II
Cellular component (GO): nucleus
Molecular function (GO): DNA-binding transcription factor activity, RNA polymerase II-specific; RNA polymerase II cis-regulatory region sequence-specific DNA binding
Source: RefSeq, a predicted model, not a curated record
UUAUUUUUCUAGCGUAUAAUUCCACUAUAUAUGAAUAUAUUUCUGGAAUUACCAGGAAAUUUUUAAGGUGCUUAGUCAUCGAUUAAUUAGUACAACAAAACACAAACAGCUAACACACUUGACAAUGGCAAGUAACAGCCGCAACGCACUGGGUAGACUACACGACGAUGGAGUCAAAUCGAUUCCAGACAAUGAAUUAACUUCGUUACCUGUUAAAGAACUGAACAAACGGUUGAAAACUGGUGAAUUUAGUAAACAAGUCAUCAAGAAACUAAAACAACGCAGAAGAACUUUGAAAAAUCGUGGAUAUGCGGCAAGUUGUAGAAAUAAGAGAAUGGAAUUGAAGGAAAAUCUGGAAACUCGAAGAAAAGACAUUGUGGAUGAAAUCUGUGAAUUAAAAGAAACAAAUAUCAAGUUAGAAAAAGACAUUAACACUAUUAGAGAAAUGAUUUUAGAAUUGAAAAGUUCUAUUGACAUGAAUAAUAUAAAAUUGCCUGAAGUUUAUAAGAAACUUAUAGACGACGUUAUGAUGGAUCAUACGCCAUCUUCACAGAUAAACUAUAACAGCGAUUAUCAGACAAGUGGCAUAUCACGAAAUAUGAUGUAGAUGAUAGGAAAUUAAUUAAUUAAAAUAACUGCGAAUUUCUU